AAAAAAUUGAAUUGGUAACUUUAAUUUAAAUGUUUUACCAAUCAUAAAUUGAUGUAAAUUAUAUCAUUCGUUACAUAAGAAUCAGAUUUAAUGGUUGUCUAGUUUUAUGACACGAUAUCAGAAAGAUAAGUUGAAACACCUUGCAAAUUCUAUAGUACGUCUAAUCAUAGCAUGCCAUUAAUGUUGUGACGUGUUAUUUUUUUUUAACUAAAUAAACAGCGAAUUAAUCGCGAAAAUUGGCUGAAAACGUACAAAUACCUUAGAAAGGUAAAAUGAUGCAAGAUGAGCAUCUGGGUGGUCCUGCAAGACGAAAUGUUUUCAGUCAAGCAAUAGGAAGAAUAUCACAAUUAUAUCAAAGAUAUUUGGAUCUUUGGACACCUCACGUAGUGUCAAGAUGGGCAGUUGCUUUUUUUCUCAUAUUUGUUUUUUUCUUGCGUAUAUUUUUGUCAGAAGGAUGGUACAUUGUCACAUAUGCAUUAGCAAUUUAUCAUCUAAAUUUAUUCAUAGCAUUCCUUACUCCUAAAAUUGAUCCUGCAAUGGAUUUUGAUGAUGGUGAAGGACCAGAGUUACCUACAAGAUCUAAUGAAGAAUUUAGGCCAUUUAUUAGAAGGUUACCUGAAUUUAAAUUCUGGUAUUCUGUGAUGAAAUCUACAGUUAUUGCUAUGAUAUGUACUAUGUUUGAUUGCUUCAAUGUACCAGUAUUUUGGCCCAUACUUGUUAUGUACUUCAUAACAUUAUUUUGCAUUACUAUGAAGCGUCAAAUAAAGCAUAUGAUCAAAUACAGAUACCUGCCGUUCACUCAUGGAAAACCAAAGUACCAGAAUCACGAGGAUACUUCGAGGUUAAUACCUUCAAAGUGAAUAGGUGUGAAGUAUGCUUGUUGAUGGAGGUGCAUAAAGAAAAAUCUUGGCAUUAAUGAGGAAAAGAAAGAUCCCAAAAUCAGGAAUUAAAAUUUCAUAAGUUUCAAAAUUUAAACAACAACGAAUCGACACGAAUUAAUUUUUUCCCCAAAUUGUACGACUUUAUUGCAAAAAAUAAAAAGAAAAUCAAUUCUCGAUUAUAUAAGAUACAUUCGUAUAAAUUUUUAUUGAUAGAAAGAAAUAUGAAGAUGAAAAAAUAAAAGAUUACAUUGAUUUGAUAAUGUACAAACAUGUUAAAUACAAAUUGUAAAUAUCAUAUAUUUAUAAAUAAGCACAAAUAAUAAAUAUACGAAACAUUGUAUCUGUAUUAUAUAGUAGAAAUAUAUAUAGAAGAAAAAAAAUAUUGCAAUUCGAACGAGAAAACAAUCUUUGAAAAUUAAAAUCGACAUAACAUUUUUAAUGUUAUCCAAAUUUUCAACUUUACUCAUUCGCUCUUAUUAAAACUCGAAAUGGACAUCUUAUCUGAUAUAUCUAAAAUCCUAAUUAAUCUUACAAAAAUCAAAAGCAAAAUAAAAAAAAUAGAAAUCCAAUAAAAUUGAAUUCCUUCAAUUUUUAAAAUCGAACAAACGUGAACAAAAUCUUCUUACGUCUUAAAAUCGUCUUGUCGUAUUAAACGUUCACGGAACAGAAGAUAAAGAGAAUUAAACAACGAUCAAAGAGAAUUCUCAAACAGUAUAUUCACGUUUGAUCAAAGGUGGAAGUAACAUCUCGCGAUGAACCACUUUCUUUCUGAAUUUUUUCCCUCCAAGCGAGGCGAAGUUUUUGUAACGAGAUAUACUUUUUCCUGGUCGCAUUACCUGGGAAGAAAGUAACACGGCUCGAGCGUAGGAGAAUGCAUUAGCAACCUGACCCUCGGUCGGUCCUGUUAACACCAGGACGUAAGUCACUCCGAGGAGUGGUAUCAGAACCAGCAAUGCUUUGCUCGCUUUCCUGUAUUGCUGAGUUUCCACGUUCGUCGCGGACCAGAGCUUCGUUAUCAGCACCUGCAGGAAAGAAAAUUUUACAAGGGUACAAGGGAAAAAUAAAUUCUAUGAAAUGGGUCGAAAUUUGAUUUUUGGAUAUUUUUUAAAAAUUUUAAAUUUUAAAAUACUGGCAAUCUAAAAACUAGAAGUAGUUUAUUCCUUUAUUUUAAGGAAAAAUAACAAAGCGUGAGUUCAAAUUGAUUUUUUACAAUCGUGAAAUUCGAAUUAGAAAUUAUGGAAAUUUGAAACUGUUCUAAAGCUGGAAGUUUAUUUUUUUUAAAAAAAUGAUAAGUAAUUAGAAGUAGGAUUUUAAAAUGAUUAUUACAAAUGAGUGAUAAAAUGAAAAAAUUAAAUAUAUUAUCUAUGAAUAAUUAUGCUAAAGCAUUUAAAAAUUAUUGAAUUAAAGAUACCGAAUAAUUACCUCCGUUUUAAUUAUUAAAGAUAGAAACAAGAAAUAUUUUUGAUUUUUUAAAUAAACAAUAAAAUGUAAUUUUCAGAUUAAUUGAUAAUAAAUGUAAUUAUAUAAUAUAAUUUUAAUAAAUAUAAUUUUAUAAAUGCUUAAAAAAAUAAACAAGAAAUUUAAAAAUG
This is a messenger RNA of Apis cerana (Asiatic honeybee), 2470 nucleotides long. Its product is annotated as protein RER1. Gene Ontology annotation, cellular component: Golgi membrane. The record is from RefSeq and is a predicted model, not a curated record. NCBI's taxonomy places the organism in Eukaryota, Metazoa, Arthropoda, Insecta, Hymenoptera, Apidae. Gene Ontology annotation, biological process: protein retention in ER lumen; retrograde vesicle-mediated transport, Golgi to endoplasmic reticulum.